Brachypodium distachyon (stiff brome) is the source of this 483-nucleotide messenger RNA. RefSeq names its product glycine-rich RNA-binding protein RZ1C. Bases 1 to 483 code for a protein of 160 amino acids. Gene Ontology annotation, molecular function: RNA binding; zinc ion binding. The transcript is spliced from 2 exons. The record is from RefSeq and is a predicted model, not a curated record. Lineage: Eukaryota; Viridiplantae; Streptophyta; Magnoliopsida; Poales; Poaceae.
AUGGCCGGGAAGGAGGAGAGCCAGAUCUUCGUGGGCGGCCUGUCGUGGUGUACCACCGAGCGCACGGUCGAGGGCGCCUUCCGCCGCUUCGGCAAGAUCGUCCACGUUCAGGUCAUCACCGAGAGACACACGGGCCGCAGCAGGGGCUUUGGCUUCGUGAUCUUCUCCGAUCCGCGGGCAGCAAUCGACGCCAUCAUGUGGAUGCACAACCAGGAGCUGGAUGGCCACACCAUUACGGUGUUCUGGGCUAACCCGAAGGUUGAUAAUGCUGACGGCGGACGAGAUGGUUAUUGUGGAAGCGGUAGAGCCGCCGGCUUCGGCGGUGGCUGCUGCUUCGCGUGUGGCCGCCCUGGCCAUUGGGCUCCCGACUGCCCCGACGCCGGCCGCUGUUCCGGGCGGUUCUCUUCAGAUUUCACCGUUCGUGGCGGCUUCUUCUUCGAGGGGAAGCCGUUUCUCCGGAGUUCGAUAUGCCUCGGGUGGUGA